UAUAUCAAUACUGCUAUACCAGCAACUUGUUCAGGAUAUAUAAACAGAUAUAAAGUCAAGUUUUAUGAUGACGACUUGGAAGGAAGGUAUGGCAUUACUCUAGCUAUAUGGAAGCCAAUUAAUUCAACAACAUAUGAAAUUGAUUCAUCUACAAUACAGUCAUACUCACGUCAGUUUAGUGAUAAAAGGCGUAGGAAAAGAGACACAACAGAUCGAAUAAUUUCAUUUAGUCCAUCAGUUGGUGUACGUAAUGGAAGUGUUAUAGGAGUAUAUCUGCAUAAUACUAAUCCACUACCGCUACCAGUCAUUGGAAAGAGAUCAAGUGGCAAUCCUAUUAGUGGUAAUCCUAUUGGUGCUUGUGUUACAACAACAUCAUCUAGUACUACAAUACUUACUUGUACUGGAAGCAACCAAGUGUCUACUUAUGUGAUACAUGCUGAAGCUGAUAUUACUAUAGUUGAUUGUGGUGCUCCACCAUCAGUUCUUAAUGCAGCAUACUCUCAAUUGGAUGGUGAUACACAGUAUGGAGCUAGAGCUCAAUACAACUGUAGUACUGGAUAUAAUAUUAAUGGAAAUGAUAUUAUAUCAUGUCUACUGAAUGCAUCAUGGUCUUUACCAGCUCCAUCUUGUUCAUUAGUAGACUGUGGUAAUCCUGGUGAACCAGCUAAUGGAUAUACUAAUGAUAAUGUAUUCACUUAUCAGUCUACAGUACAGUAUCAUUGUAAUGAAGGAUAUCAACUAUCAGGUGACUCUUCUAUUGAAUGUACAGCUAAUGGUAAUUGGAACAAUACACUACCAAGCUGUGCAAUAAUUAAUUGUACUGAUCCUGGUACACCCACCAAUGGAACUAGAAAUGGAAUGCAUUUGUAUUACAAUUCAACAGUUUCUUACAGUUGCAAUACUGGAUACAAUUUAACAGGAGCUGCCUCUAUUACUUGUAAUGCUACUGGCCUGUGGAGUGUACCAGUACCUUCCUGCCCUCCAGUUAAUUGUGGUGAUCCUGGUACACCUAAUAAUGGAAGCAAGAGCAGUAGUGUAUAUACUUAUAACUCAGUUAUCUAUUUCCAGUGUAAUUCUGGAUACUUCUUAUCUGGAGCAGUCUCUCUCAUUUGUCUUUCUAAUGGUUCAUGGAAUGGAUCAUUUCCUUCAUGUUUAGCUGGUUGUGGUGAUCCUGGAGUACCUGAGAAUGGACAACGCCAGGGUGAAACUUUUUCUAUUGAUUCUGCAGUUUCGUUUACUUGUGAUACUGGCUAUACAUUAACUGGCUCAAAUUCUCUCUUUUGCUUAGCUGGAGGCUCAUGGAAUGAUACAGCACCUACCUGUAAUCCAGUUAAUUGUGGUGAUCCUGGUACACCUACCAAUGGAACUAGAAAUGGAACAGUUUUUACUUUCAAUUCUACAGUAUUGUACUCAUGUGAUACUGGGUAUACUAUAACAGGAACCUCCUCUCUCACUUGUCUAUCCAAUGGUUUAUGGGAUGCAUCAGUUCCUUCAUGUGAUAUUGUUAAUUGUAGUAAUCCAGGUGAACCUACUAAUGGGAUGCUGCAAGGAGAAACUUUUACAUACAAUUCAGUAGUAACUUACAAUUGUUCUGUUGGGUAUAGUUUAACUGGAGCCACCUCACUUACUUGUUUAGCUAAUGGUUCAUGGAGUGCAUCAGUGCCUACCUGUCCUCCAGUUAAUUGUGGUGAUCCUGGUACACCUAUUAAUGGCAGCAAGAGCAGCAGUGUUUAUACUUAUAGCUCAAUAGUAUCUUAUCAGUGUAUUAGUGGAUACUCCAUAUCAGGAGCUGAUACUCUGUCAUGCUUAUAUAAUGGUUCAUGGAAUGGUUCAGUUCCUUAUUGCUAUCCUGACUGUAUUGAUCCUGGUGAUCUCUCUAAUGGACAAAGAACUGGUGAUACUUUUAACUACAAUUCAGUUUUAUCAUACACUUGUAACACUGGGUACAAUCUAACAGGAGAAAGCUCAAUUACUUGCCUAUCUAAUGGUACAUGGA
This is a messenger RNA of Amphimedon queenslandica, 1996 nucleotides long. Its product is annotated as CUB and sushi domain-containing protein 3-like. Lineage: Eukaryota; Metazoa; Porifera; Demospongiae; Haplosclerida; Niphatidae. The record is from RefSeq and is a predicted model, not a curated record. The transcript is spliced from 4 exons. The annotation marks the transcript as partial.